AUUAAGAAUGGAGUGCUCGCAGUUCAGACACUGCGGAACAAUAUAAUGGCCUCCACUCUGCUUGGAUCAACCGCCAUCACACUGAGCUCAUUGAUUGGCGUGCUAGUGAGCAGCAUAAAUGGAUCUGGUGGAGCAGAUGCUUUUAUAUAUGGUGAUCAUAGCAGGACUGGCUCUUCUAUAAAGUACUUCACCAUUCUCAUAUGUUUCCUGACAGCGUUUGUGUGCAAUGUUCAGUCAAUACGUUACUACAGCCAUGUGAGUUUUCUGAUAAAUGUGCCCAGGGAUAAGUAUUUGCCACGACAGUCGUCGAUUUAUUUUGUGAGCAAAGCAUUGAACAGAGGAAGCUACUUCUGGUCGUUGGGACUCAGGGCAUUUUACUUCUCUUUCCCUCUCUUUUUGUGGAUAUUUGGGCCCCUGCCCAUGUUUGUUUCCUGUUGUUCAAUGGUGGGUGUUCUUUAUUUCUUGGAUACUGAACCCAUUUCACCUAAACACUUUCUCUGCAUGGCAGAGCAGAUGUCGAUGUAGAACAAUGCUCUUCUCCAACACUAUUUUUUGGAAAACCUACUUCUUUAUGAGUGCAUCAAGAAACUCAUCUUUGAAGUCACUGAAGACAGUGAUGAGAGCAGCAGGGAUACAAAACGGAAGAGACAUGGAGAACAUAUGACAGAAGGUGCCCAAGGAUAUCCAAUGCAGCAAUUCAUUAUGAUUGGGGUGUUAGUAGAUCUCCUUAUUUUCACAUUUUGUCCCACAUUUUUUGGGUGGGAUUACACUAGCAUAUUUUUAUAA
Molecule: messenger RNA, 786 nt
Organism: Cryptomeria japonica (Japanese cedar)
Lineage: Eukaryota; Viridiplantae; Streptophyta; Pinopsida; Cupressales; Cupressaceae
Exons: 1
Coding region: 46-525 (159 amino acids)
Source: RefSeq, a predicted model, not a curated record